Molecule: messenger RNA, 1116 nt
Organism: Psammomys obesus (fat sand rat)
Lineage: Eukaryota; Metazoa; Chordata; Mammalia; Rodentia; Muridae
Gene: Npsr1
Product: neuropeptide S receptor 1
Exons: 9
Coding region: 1-1116 (371 amino acids)
Biological process (GO): positive regulation of release of sequestered calcium ion into cytosol; neuropeptide signaling pathway
Cellular component (GO): cytoplasm; membrane
Molecular function (GO): neuropeptide receptor activity; vasopressin receptor activity
Source: RefSeq, a predicted model, not a curated record
AUGCCAGCCAACUUCACAGAGGGCAGCUUUCAUGCCAACCAGACUGUGUCGGUGCUAGAUUCUUCCCCAGUAGCUUGCACUGAAAUUGUGACUUUCACUGAAGUGUUGGAGGCAGAGGAGUGGGGCUCCUUCUAUUCCUCCUUUAAGACAGAACAGCUGAUAACCCUGUGGGUCCUGUUUGUCUUCACCAUGGUGGGAAACUCUGUUGUGCUGUUCUCUACGUGGAGAAGGAAAAGAAAGUCCAGAAUGACCUUCUUUGUGACUCAGUUGGCCAUUACAGAUUCCUUCACAGGCCUGAUCAACAUCCUGACAGACAUCAUUUGGCGAUUCACCGGAGACUUCAUGGCCCCCGACCUAGUCUGCCGAGUAGUCCGCUACUUGCAGGUUGUGCUGCUCUAUGCCUCUACUUACGUCCUGGUGUCCCUCAGCAUAGACAGAUACCAUGCCAUCAUUUACCCCAUGAAGUUUCUUCAAGGAGAGAAGCAAGCCAAAGUGCUCAUUGGGAUAGCCUGGAGCCUCUCGUUCCUGUUCUCCAUCCCCACACUGAUCAUAUUUGGGAAAAGGACGCUCUCCAAUGGUGAGGUGCAGUGCUGGGCACUGUGGCCGGAUGACUCCUACUGGACCCCGUACAUGACCAUCGUGGCCUUUCUGGUGUACUUCAUCCCCCUGGCAAUUAUCAGCGUCAUCUAUGGCCUUGUGGUCCGAACUAUUUGGAUUAAAAGCAAAGCCCAUGAGACGGUGAUUUCCAACUGCUCAGAUGGCAAACUCUGCAGCAGCUACAACCGAGGGCUCGUCUCAAAGGCAAAAAUCAAGGCCAUCAAAUAUAGCAUCGUCAUAAUCCUUGCUUUCAUCUGCUGCUGGAGCCCAUACUUCCUCUUUGACAUGUUGGACAAUUUCAACCUUCUUCCAGACACCAAGGAGCGUUUCUAUGCCUCUGUGAUCAUCCAGAACCUGCCAGCCUUGAACAGUGCCAUCAACCCCCUCAUCUACUGCUUCUUCAGCAGCUCUAUCUGCUUCCCCUGCAAGGAGCAAAGAUCACAGGAUUCCAGAAUGACUUACCGAGAGAGAAGCGAGAGGCAUGAGAUGCAGAUGCUCGCCAAGCCAGAAUUUAUCUAA